Molecule: messenger RNA, 4495 nt
Organism: Patiria miniata (bat star)
Lineage: Eukaryota; Metazoa; Echinodermata; Asteroidea; Valvatida; Asterinidae
Exons: 11
Coding region: 43-4395 (1450 amino acids)
Biological process (GO): acrosome assembly; binding of sperm to zona pellucida
Cellular component (GO): acrosomal vesicle; zona pellucida receptor complex; extracellular region
Source: RefSeq, a predicted model, not a curated record
AGAAAUUGAUGGAGAUGUGAACAAUGUAGAAAGGAUGAAGUGAUGGUACGCCUUCGACGAGGAUAUAAUAAUUUCGCCUUCCAUGCCAGUAGAUUUGGAGUAAGCCUCACGUCACUGAUUGCCAUCUUUGUAUUGAUGUGUCCAUCAAGCACGUCCGGAUGGAAAGUUGGUGUUAGAGACCAAGACAAGACUUGCUAUCUCUACAGCCACCAAACCAAAACUUGUUUUAUACAAAGCCACGUCAACGGCCGGAUAGUUCUGCAGUUAAGCCUCACGCCCACUUCGGAAGCCGAUUUGACCACACCCCCUCAUAUAUCCUGGUUCCGGCGUGUUAAACUCCGGAACAGGCACUCUCUGGCCGUGGUGAACCUGCUUGAAGGAGGGCGCCCUCCGAAGUUUAUGGAGCUGUCAGCUAACAGGACCGACUUGACCAUCAACAUUUUGUCCGAGAAGGACAUGAGCCGAAACAGCUUCAAGGCGAGGGUUGGAAGCAAGGGACAAGGUGACCACCAAAAUUUCGUCCUUGAAUCUGAAACCAUAGAUAUUGAGGCACCCGAAGCAGGUGAAUUCGUGGCCAUCAACACCAUGGAUUAUUUCACAAUUCCUGGUAUGGAAUCUCACUUCGAUUGGUCGAAAGAGGGCGCUCGCCACCUGCCCAGAAAUGCUGGGAUCAGCCACGAUGGCAAACGACUGGUCUUUCGGCAUUACCAACCUGCGGAGGACUCUGGAGUCUAUGUGUGUGAAGUGUACAGUCCCGCGGACUACUUUAUUGCUGGGCGGCGGUAUAUCCUUGGCAGUGCCUCACACGCAACUACUGAUCUGAGCGCUGAGGGGGAGUCAAAGAUCGACGCACCUGAUCAAAGCGGCAACAACGCCCUCUUGGAACAAGAAACGUCGCAGGAAAUUUUUUCUUGGCUUCAGAAUGAACCUGAUUCGAACGUGGCACCUCUCGGCAUCAGUGAAAUGGUACACACCUUCAAGAAUAAUGGAGAGAUCUACUAUGUACUUCGCGAGAGUACCCAAUAUCUGGCAUGCUUUCCAAGCAACAUGGCGGCGGUUGACUUGACAACAAUCAAACUCCGUUACGCAUGGGGUCGGCCAACGGACAGUGACGUCAUCACAACCUUUGACAAUGGCCGAUUUUUGACCGUCGAUGGUGGCAUCCUUGAAAUCUCCGACGUGGGACCAAGGGAUUCUGGGAGUUUAGAGUGCAAUGUGACGUACCAUGACGUCAUCGGGCAGCCGAGAGUGAAGACCUAUACCUACGGCAUUGAAGUGUAUACCCUACCGGACUUUGUGUACUCCGUAUCGGCCGCCUAUACCUCCGAGGACUGUGACUCGCCUCAGCGGAGCGCGGUCUUCAAGCAACUGCUGGGAACCCAUCUCCAAGCGUCGGUCAUCGCAGACGAUACUUCCUACGAGAUCACGGACUUCGUGGCAAGUUGCAACAAUUCGCUGCGCCUCCCUACCGUGGGAGUUGGCGUUGGAUCGGUACAGGGUGGCAGGGUGAACCUGAUACGCUUCGAUGUGGUGGUCAGACAAACGAUGGUGACCCAAUGCAGCAUGCAGUGUAUGGUUGGCGAAAUGGACACAAAGACCAGGCUGAUUGGGAUGAAGUUGGGUGCAUUCUUCAGUCGGGAGCUGGAAGAACAGUAUGGCUACCACCCUUCCCGUCUGAUUCCCAACUCGCUGCAGUUUGAUUUGAAGUAUCGCUGUGAUCAGGGCUAUGGGCUGCAGGCGUCCAUUUGUGUUGCUUGUCCACCCGGAUCCUACAGCCAACAAGGUAACACCGAGUGCAUCCAAUGUCCAAUGAGCAGUUACCAGCCAUCGUACGGUGCGGUAGAUUGCGUUCAAUGCCCGACCCAUGAAUACACCUUCUGGUCUGGAGCCAUCUCAAUGGAUCAGUGUCAAGUGACGACUGUCAUUGCGUGGAUAAUGCUUGGGGCGUUCGGAAUGAUGGCAUUAUCUGGUGUGAUAGUGUCUUGUGUACUAUACGGAUAUAGGAUGCGCCAUCAAAAAGCAGCGACUGAAGACGCUCCUGUGACUCUGCCCAAAACUGACAUCGCCUCUAAGAAACCAUCCCGCAAGACGGUCAAGUCAAAGAAACAUUUAUCAAGAUCUGAUAUCUCUAGCUCUGCGCACCACGGUGAAUUGGAAGUAUUACUUGAAUCCAGCGAUGACGACGACACAAAUGUCAAUGAUGAAGGCCUACAAUCACAUGUAGCACCAGUUUCAUAUCAGACUGGUAGUCAGGAAGAAUCGAAUAUUUACCACUACAGGAGUCAGGAAACAAGACGAGGACUUCAAGCUCAGGAUCGCACUAACUACGAACAUCGGGAGGAGGACAUCGGUCUGUACCAUUCAGUGCAGAAAGGUGAUAUUAAUGCGUCCGAUGGUAGAACGAACCAGGAGACCAUAAACUCCUACCUUCCAGACAAUGAAGUACUUGAUCAUCAGCAGCAAAGAGAUCCUCUUGAUCAACUAUCCCGUUCGCAAAUGGUCAAUGAACUGGGGCCAAAUGAACAGCACCGUUUAUCGCGUCCAUCUCUUCAUUAUUCAAAUAGGGAUGAUACAUACAGAGGAAUUGUGAUAUCUCAACUAAAGUCACCUUCAAAGGUGUAUUCUGGAAUGGCCUCCUACGAACCACCUCCUCAAGCUCACGUAACUUUCCCGUCGCAUCAAGCAUUCAUACCAGAUGCCCAAGAAGCUCAGCUUACUCCUAAACUUUCCUCUCAGAUAGGAAAUCUCAUAUCUCCACUUCAACCUCAAGGUUCAUCCCCAUCAGACCGGCAUGUCCCACUCCAAGAGGACAGCUUCCAGUCGAAGAGACACCUAUCACCAAGUUUUCAUGAUCAUCUUGAUAACAGCUUCUCACCAUCAUACACACAAAGACAAACCCUCGUGGCAAGCCCUUCUCAAAUCUCCAGUGCAAGUAGCACUUCACUACCCAUAGGGAGAGAAUUAUCAUUUAGUUCUGCCGGUCCAAGUACUCCCUUGAGCAGCCGUCCAAGCAGCAGGUCUGACCUUAUAGGGUCUCCUGUUGUUCCUGUUGAUCUCUCUGAUGAGACUGACUCCGAGAUCGAAAUUGGAAGCUUCAUUGUUGAGGGAGAUAAUCUGCAACCGAGCGAAGAGACUCGUCGAUCUUCAUUUAUUUCAAAACCACAUAUAUCCCCAAGAAGAAACUCCGUUGCAGCACUGAUCGCAUCUUACCAGUCCUUGUCUCGAAGUGGUCCAACAACUACAGCUCCACAAGUCAAUCAAAUUUUAGAUCAAUCUAGCUUCGAAAGCACAACCACCCAUUCAACUAAAACGUCAGCAUUCUCAAUGAAGGGAAAACCUUCAAACGCAACGGUGCCUCCUGGAAGUCCUCCCCUGUUUCCAAGAACAUUCUCUAGAGAAAAGAGUAUGCCGAUCAUUUUUAGCGACAGAGCUCCAUCAGAUUUUCUAGCAAGGCAAUCCCCUCCAAGGAGUCCGCAAAAAGAUCAAUCUAGAACUUUGACUCCGUCUAUUUCACCUGUUAAGGCCGUUACGCCUGUUAUAAGCCCUCCAAGGUCUUCGGGAGCCGUUACAGGAGAUGUUCAGCAGACGCCCAGUCGAACAGCAACAUUAACUCAGGAUGAGCUCGGUAUCCCUCCAUUCUCCUUGCCAAUAACACCGCAAGAGGCCUUGAGUCCUAGUCGCUCAAAAGGUUUUACUCCUUCUUUAGCCUUCUCCGAGAACAGUGGGCACACUCCUCCAGUAACUCCAUCAGUUCAAUCCUCUCAGGUAUCCCCAAAGGAGUCGCUAAUGACACGGAGGUCAUCACUCAUGACGAGUCCAGCAGGUAGACCAGCUAAUCCUUUCCAACUGCAGCGACUCAGACGACAAUCUCUGGCAGGGCAAAAGUCGUCACAUCUCACCGCCACAUUAACAUCAACGCCUCACCUUGAAACCGCAUCAGCAGACGGAGGGGUUUCUCCUCCGGCACAGAAUGAGGCCAUCCUCGCACCUCCGUCAUUUCCUUCCAUUCCAGUCUUCCCUACAGUGGCCUCUUCACUCCAUAUGGACACGCCUUCUGCAGUACCGCCUAGUGUUGUACCUCCAGCUGUUACCACUCCUACUUCUACCACCCCACCCCUAAAUGUGGCCCCUCCUGCAAUUGUAGCGCAUCCUUCCGCUCCAGCUCUUCCUGAUACACCAUCGACCUUUGCUCCACCCCCUCCACCAACGGGACCUUUUCCUCCGGCCUCGACUCCUCCACAUUCCAUCUCAGCUCAUCCCAGUCUGGUUACUAGACCUAGCGUGUCGGUAAGCAUCCCUAUCAAUAUAAAUGACACUGCCCCUGUUGGUGAACCUCCUCCCCUUCCCCAAGGGGUCCCCCCUCCCCCUCCACCUUUGGCAGGACAUUCUCAGUGAAAACGCCUCCUUCCGUGGCCCCACACACCACUGCCCCAGCGAGGCAGUCAAGUGCACCUCACCCUGUUGCGGCACUGAUGAACCAGGCUUUUACCGGCAG